This is a messenger RNA of Myripristis murdjan (pinecone soldierfish), 2665 nucleotides long. RefSeq lists its product as uncharacterized. The transcript has 8 exons. Lineage: Eukaryota; Metazoa; Chordata; Actinopteri; Holocentriformes; Holocentridae. Bases 288 to 1913 code for a protein of 541 amino acids. The record is from RefSeq and is a predicted model, not a curated record.
GGGAGCACGCACCAGAGGGAGCGCCACCUGGCAUGCCUGGACCAGUCCCUGUUCAACUGCGCUGCGGAACGGUUGCUGGCAAGGAGAAGCACCGCAUUUGAGAGUAAGCUGGACUUCUUGAUGCUGAUCUGGACCCCUUUUGUGACCCUGGAACUUGACAAAGCUCGAACACCUGGAAUUGACAGCAUUCAGUAGUCUUGGAGCCCUGAACCAGGGCCAUAACACAUCUAGUGGGGUGCAGGGGUGCUGUCUUGUGUGGUGCAACCCCCUUCCUGUUGGUCUAAUUCAUGCAUGUAAUGGAUGAUGAUCUCGCUGGCUUUGUCCAGUCUGUGCUGCCAAACUCAAGUACAAUUGAACUGGUGUUGGAGGCUCUACAGACACUUGGUGUGGAAACCUUGGAUGACCUGAAAUAUGUCCAGGAACAAGAUCUCGUCAAUGUCCUGAGGCCAAUUGAAGCAAGAAAAAUGAUUGAACAUAUUAAAGCUUUAUCUAAAAAGGACGCCAGCGAGAUUCCUGAGCCGCCCUCCAGAGCUGAGCUAGCCUGUCCCAUAGCCACAGCGAGAGGAAUGAGAAGUGUAAUCCCAGGCACAGACAGUUCAUCCCCAAGUGAAUAUUGUGCAGACAACUCCAGCUCUCCACUGUCUACCCCAGGCUCAAGUACACCUUCAACGCCUCGUGUACAGAGUGCAGUGAACAACAACUGGCACUUCAUUUUUGAGAUCCCCUGGAGCAAAAUGCCAUCAGAAUUUAAAAGAAAGCUUGAAAACAGAGAGCGGCCAUCAGGACGUGAAAGACGUGAAUUCAUUCGCCUGAUGGUAGGCGAAAUCCUAACCAUCUGCCCUACACCAGGGAAGAAACAUCUUAGUGAAAUUGCCAGGAAGAUUGUUUCAGCUUAUCCUCUGUCAUUCAGAGAUGUUAUUGAAGAUCAAGUUGUAGGUAGCGGUUAUGACUCUCUUACCAAGCAGCUGCAGAGCAGGGUUGACAACAUCAAUAGGGGAAAAACUUCCCUCUACCUAAAAAGACAGGCAUCCAGCACAAGUGAGGGAGAAGACCCGCCGUCCAAGAUGGUGAGACUGGAUACCUAUGGCUGUGUAAACUGGCAGCCAAAGCGGCUGCCACCACAUGAAACUGAGGACACUCAGAAACGUACACAAGAGGAACUAAAGAACAUGCACAAAAACAGAAGCAAUGACACCAGAAAUAUUGCCAAGAAAAUGGUGGCAACUUUCUACACUCAGAGAAACGACAUAAUAAGUGGAAUGGAAACCCUUGUGUUGGUAAGAGAGUGGCCAUAUCUGUUUGAGAUGUGUGGCAUGAUUGCUCACUUCAAAGAACUCACGGGUGUGGAUGUUGACAGGGAAGCUAUGUCAGUUAAAUGUGCAAGAGUCGUGUCAUACCUUGCAUCCCAUGAGAAGAAGAGCAAAAUAGAAGAUAUCCUAGCCGGUAUGGAAAUUGCUAAAGUGAACCAUCUAGAUGCUGAUCUUCCUGGAUGUCUGAUGCUGCUCUUGAAGCACUUCAAUGAAGCCCAGGGCAAGAUGUUCCUGGUGGUUGAUAAAACAUGUCUGCCAUCUGAAGUUGGGGUACUUCCAAGCACACCAUGCAUUGUUGCGUGUGGGAAUUCUCCCUUGACAGCAGGACACUUCAUGCUUGCAGUGGACCAGACCAUCGUGAAUGGCAGCAUUCAAAAUUUUUGUGAUGCCCUUAUACUGAUGUUUGCAUCGUACUACUGCCUCAACAUCAGUUAUCCAGCAGACCUGGGAGCAACUCUGGAAUUCUUGCAGAGAUGCCUCUUCAAGAUAAAUCCAGACAAGGGGACCAAAGUGGAGAAGAAAGAAUCAAAAAAACAGCAGUCCAUCAAUCCCAAGGUUCUUUCACUGAUUAGAAACAUUGCAGACUUUGAGUGGAGAGAGUAGAAGACAUCACACAUGCACAUGCUCACGUGUGCACACAAACAAUCAUCUCCCUCAUAGAGACACACAUCAAGUCACUUUCUUUCAUAUAAUUAGGCAUGUUACACAAGCCAUUUCAAGUUGAAUUUGUUAAUUUGUUUAUGUUUGUUUGCUAAUAUGUAAUGUUUAAAUGCUCAAGUGUUGUAAGACUGCAUAUUGUCUGGAAUUUUGGAUAUCAUAUUACCGGCACAAGAGUAUCUUUUCCACGUUAACCCUUUGAAACCUUGAAUGUUGUCAGAUAUGUUGUUUAAAUGCUUGUAAAAAGGCUGUAUUUAGUCACAUUUUCAACAUCAUUUAAGGGUUGCAUUACAGUAAAAGAUGCAAAUGUUCUCAUUUGUUCAUGUAAUAAUUGCUCCUUUGGGUUUACUUAUCCUACAAAAGACUGUUAAAAAUGCAACUGAGGAAAUAUUUUGUGAAAACACAGAAUGAUCAUUGAAAUAUCACAAUAUUGAUUUCUACGUUAUCUAGGUAUUUGGUCAAAAAUAUGAUAUUUAAAAACCCUGUGAAAUGGACUCUGCACUGUAUUUCCUGUUGUUUGGGCCCUACAUAGCGCAGGGAAUGAUCAUUUAAAAGUGCAAACCAACAGGAUGUCAUUUAGGGAGAAGAAUGCCUUUUUAUUUGAAGGCACAGGUGGAUGAAAGAGGAACUUUAAAGAUAUGUAUAAUAUGCUGUUGUGUUGUUGCUGAGGCAUUUAUGUUAACAAUUAAAAAAGUAAG